CCCGGCGCUCCCGCCUCCCCCGGGGGCCGGGCGCUGCCCUCCGGCGGCGCGGCGGAGCAGGUGCCGGCGGCCGCGGCGGCAGCGGGCUGGCAGGAUGGAGGCUGCCUUGCUGAAGCCGGCGAUGAUGGCGGAGGUGAAAGGGAGCGGCGCCGGCCCCGGCGUGAGCGCCGAGCUGGAGGUGAAGAAGCUGCAGGAGCUGGUGCGGAAGCUGGAGAAGCAGAACGAGCAGCUCCGGAGCCGCGCCGCCGCCGCCGCCGUGACCAGCGGCCCGCCCAGCCCGCACCUGCUGCUGGCCCCGCCGCCGGCCCCCGGAGGGCUGCGCCCCGCCAGCCCCCCCGCCCCGGCCGCGCCGUGCAUGCCCAGCCCGGUGCCCACCAUGCUGUGCCCGCCGGAGCCCCUCGCCUACUUCAAGCCCUCGCCCGGCCUGCCGGCGGCCGGCGGCGGGCUGGAAGGCGGCGGCGGUCCGGGGGCGGCGGCCACGGUGCUGGACGAGGUGGCGGUGCUGGAGCUGGAGGACGGCUGCGGAGAGGACGAGGAUACCUGGGGCCGGUGUACGGAACGCGGCACAGGUCGAGUCUUGAACCCCCGGCUCGGGGAACAGUGCUCGUUUUCCACUCUGAGGUUGUACGUCUUGCCUACCAAGACUCACACUUCUCAAGACAAAUCAUUGAAUCCUCUGCAGUGGUGCAGGCGUGUUCUGGAUCAUCCAACUCCUGAGACAGAGGCUGCAAAACGUUCCCUAUGCUUUAGGUUGGAGCAAGAGAUGUCUUGCUCCUCAUCCUAGAGGAAGCCCCUAAGCAUGGACUUGCAGAGUGAACAGGCAAAAGCACCCUUCGUCUUCGUCCAUUUUAUCAAGGGCAGCUGAGCACUUCUUGAAAUAUAUUCAACGUAUUUUUUAAAUAAAGUUGUUCACAACAUGGCUCAA
This is a messenger RNA of Pipra filicauda (Wire-tailed manakin), 925 nucleotides long. RefSeq names its product SLAIN motif-containing protein 1. Gene Ontology annotation, cellular component: microtubule plus-end. The transcript has 4 exons. Gene Ontology annotation, biological process: positive regulation of microtubule polymerization; cytoplasmic microtubule organization; microtubule nucleation. Bases 95 to 784 code for a protein of 229 amino acids. The record is from RefSeq and is a predicted model, not a curated record. Lineage: Eukaryota; Metazoa; Chordata; Aves; Passeriformes; Pipridae.